Linum trigynum is the source of this 1459-nucleotide messenger RNA. Lineage: Eukaryota; Viridiplantae; Streptophyta; Magnoliopsida; Malpighiales; Linaceae. The record is from the annotation of a GenBank genome assembly.
CUAACUACCAAUUUGCUAUAUUAAGUCAACGCUUAUGAGGUCAAGCUCAGCCAAAAAAAAAAAAAAAAACGCACACACACAGAACACAAUGAGCCCAGCGGCGGCCGCAGCCUCUUUCCCGGUGAUCGACUUUUCUCCUUUCUUCACCACCGGCGGCGGAGAAAAUGAGGUCGAGAAAGAGGAGGUGAUCAACAGCAUCCGGGAAGCUUGCUCCGACUACGGCUUCUUCGUGGCCGUCAACCACGGCAUCCCGACGGAGGCCAUGGACCUGUCCUUGGAAAUGGCACGGGAAUUUUUCGAUCUCCCUUCGGAGGAGAAGCUCAAGUGUACCCCGUCGUCGGACACGCCGGUCACCACCGGCUACGCCAAGCAGCCCGACCACUCGCCCAACAAGAACGAGUACUUCUUGAUGUUCGAACCUGCCUCCGCUUUCAACGUCUACCCCACAAGCCCCGCUCCUUUCAGGGGAGCAGUGGAUGAGAUCUACGGGGGAUUGUUGGCGAUGGCGAGGUUGAUCGAGAGCCUAAUGAACAGGUGCUUGGGAGUGCCUGAAGGUUUGAUGGAAAAGUUCAACGACGACCGGCAGUGGGAUCUGAUGACGGCGUUCCGCUACUUUGCGGCGGCGGAGUUGGAGACGCCGGACAAGGACAAGAAGACGGGCUUGUACGGUCACAAGGACUUGAACUUGAUGACUUUAGUGCUGCAAGACCAAGUCGGAGGGCUGGAGUUUCAGAAGGACGGCGAGUGGAUUCCGAUCACUCCAAUCCCUCAUUCCCUUGUGGUCAACGUUGGUGACAUCAUCCAGGUACUGAGCAACAACAAAUUCAAGAGCGUAAACCACAAGGUGAAUUCGCCGCAGGGAAGAGACCGGCACUCGUUUGCGUUCGCCUACCUCAUCGGAUUCGAGAAAAUGUUGGAGCCACUGGCGGAGGUGAUGAAAGAGAGCAAGGAGGAGCCCAAAUUCAGCAAGUUCCGUUUCAAAGACUACUUCCAGCUCCGAGUAGCUGACCUCUUCAACCCUCCAGCCAAUUUGGACGAUGCCGUUACCAUUAACCACUAUGCCAUCCCUCCCACCGUCGCCGCCGCUGCUCCGGCCAACUGAUCAAGGGUCGGGGUUACUAGAUUGGCCGCCGCAUGACACCAGUGUCCUCUCCUUUACCACCUUGAUCUCUUCCUGUUUAGGGUCUAAGAGAAUAAUAAUGUUUCGUCUCGGUCAUGAUCAUGUCGAAUAUAUUUAUAUAUUGCCUACCUCAUCGGAUUCGAGAAAAUUAGUUGUGUAUAGUGGUCUCAAUUCGGGUUUGGUUUUUCGGGUUUACUCGAAACUGACUCGUUUAUAUACAUUUUCGGUUUUCGGGUUUGGGUUCAUUUUGGGUUUCGGGUUUUUCGGUUUCGAGUUUGGUUUUGCUUAUCGGUUUUUCGGGUUCCGACUAAAAACCUCCAAUGAAUAGAACUCAGCCCG